Molecule: messenger RNA, 2757 nt
Organism: Lutzomyia longipalpis
Lineage: Eukaryota; Metazoa; Arthropoda; Insecta; Diptera; Psychodidae
Product: transmembrane protein 145-like
Exons: 4
Coding region: 327-2645 (772 amino acids)
Biological process (GO): G protein-coupled receptor signaling pathway; response to pheromone
Source: RefSeq, a predicted model, not a curated record
AUUGGGCUCCAUCCAUUCAAUUGAGGCAAUAAAGCAGGAUAAAUAAAUUGUUUGCUCAGAGAAAAUAAAUUCCUGGAGCGCAAUAACUUUCCCUCUGCCGGGGGUAUUUGCAUGCAAAGAACCAAUCCUUUUGUGUUGGGAGCAGCGUGGUCACCAAGCAACGGGCAUUUGCACAAGAACUUCCCUUGCCAGGCUUAUUGAUUCAAUAUUGAACAAUGAAGUAGUUCCAUUUGCAACCUUUCCGCGACUAAGACCUUUUCAGGGAGUUUUUGGGAUUUUUUAUUCUUGCAAAGAGGAAAAAUAUGAUUUGAAGUUGUGUGAAAAGGAUGAAGGUACAUCCAUUGGUUGCUCUUUGUGUCCUAAGUGUCCUUUUUGGGCAUUUUUCCGUGGCAAAAUACGUCGAAGGGCACCUCAAAACACUCGAUGAUUGGGCAUUUGUGGCGCGAUUCUGCUUCCUGUCUGGUCGUGGUAGGUAUGAGUAUCAGAUUGAAUUUGAACGGAAGUACGGUGAACCAUCAUUGCUGCUGUACUACGAUGAGAAAACUCAAUGGCCAGCAGUGUACAAGACCGAUAAGACGUGUGAGCAGAAAUUGGGCGUCUUGAGUGCAGCAGACAACCAAAUUGUGACGCUUUCGGCUAAAACACCCUACAACUACCUCUCUGGGUGCACCCUGCGUUCCUCUCUGGAGUCUGAAGAGGAAGCAAAGCCCCCACAACGGGCUGCCCCGGAAGAUCUCACACCAAAAAUCAAUGAUCUUGAACCAGGAUAUUUUGAUCAAUUCCUCAAAACAACCUCUUCGCCAUUCUCAACAUCCUCCUCCAUGUCGACGAGUGAAACAACAUCCGAUGGUACAACAACAGAAGCAGCAUCCUUUACGGAAGUUUCCCUUGAAAAUACCUCAUCCACGGUGAUUACGUAUCUGGGAUCAGACAUAAGCCUGGGGAAUAGUUUGGAAAAUGGAACAGCCUAUCAGGUGGAUGUUGAGCAACUCUUCGAGGCGGCAACAGAGGCAUCAGCAGCACCACCUCCCGCCACGUCACGCAUCAGGCGUUCAGCAGCUUACCCCCUCUUCAAGAAGGACAAUCGUGGCAGGAUCAUCGUUUCAUGCCGCAAUGCAGGUGGCUUCACGAGUGUCCGCGAACGAUGGUGGUACAUUGCAAUCUCCAAUUGUGGCUCCAGCAAAGGAUUGGACAUCAAGUACAGGUUCAGGAUGACAAAUGGACCACCAGGAGAUUUCUGGCAUGAACAUUUCUCCGCAGAUGAGAUGUACAUUCCUCCAAUUCUUCUAACGCAAUGCCUAGCCUACACCUUCCUACUGCUGGGGAUGUUCCUGUGUGCCAUUGAACUCAAAUCACGGCAUCUCUUUCACUGCACCUACCGCCUAUUCACCUUCAGUGCAACCGUUCAAUGGGCUGGGAUCCUCGUUCAGGGCGUUGCAUGGGCGCGCUACGCCAUCUCCGGUAUGGGUCCCAAUACAACCCUCGGCGGGCUACUAAAUGGUGCCAGUGAAGUCUCCUUCCUGGCUCUGAUGCUCCUCAUGGCGAAGGGCUAUACAAUCACACGGGCACGCCUCUCAACGGCCACCACAGUUAAGCUCACUGUCUUCAUUAACAUCUACAUUGUGGCCUACAUUUCACUCUACAUCCUCCAAGCGGAGACCUUUGACCCGGGAGAAGUUCUCAACAUUUAUGAAUCUCCAGCUGGAUUUGGCCUAAUUGGGCUACGCUGUGGUGCCUGGGUGGCCUUCCUCAUUGGCCUUGCAGCUACACUGAGGAAGUAUCCGGAAAAGAGUGCCUUCUACUACCCCUUUGGAUUGCUGGGCUCUGUCUGGAUUCUAGCUGGCCCAGCUCUAACACUCGUUGGGAUUGGAGUAUUGGAUGCUUGGGUUCGUGAGAGCGUUAUGUGCGCCAUCUUGGGCACCGUUGCAUUUGGUGGUCAUGCGGCCUUUCUCUGGCUCACAUGGCCAUCACGUGCCAAUCGUAGCUUCCCCUAUCACGUACGGACGAAUCACGUUGGUGUGGCCAAUACGGACGACGGGGCUGACUACCCACGGCAUCCGUAUGAGCCCACGGGGAUGCAGCAGCACGAGCAGAACAUCAUCAUUCCGCUGUCGAGGCGUACAGAGGAGCUCAUUAAUGGCGUCUACAGUCAAUACAUCAUCGAAAGGGAACUCUAUGGCUCCAAUUCCAAUCCCAUCAGCCACAUUUCUUUCCCACAGACUGCCACAGCUCCUCCUGGGCAUCCAGAUGCAGCCGCCAUGACGGACAUCAAUAGUCCCAAUCCAGCUCAGCGGCGUCUCGCUUCAUUCAGACGUCGCGACAUCGUGAAGCAGGACUCUGAGCUGGAGGCGCAGGUUGAUUCGGGGCAUCCAAGCUUGGAGAAUACAUCAUCAUCCCCAAAUACAACGGGGCCAUCAUCCGGGCAUGACACCCCUGUGCGGGAUCGUCAAACAGGGCAGCUCAAGGGGAAUCCUUUCCUGGUCAAUGGGCAACAGAGGCAGCCCAAUAAAGUGAUUCUGGAGCCCAUUGAACAACCCCUUCGAGGGUAUAUUCAGCAGGACACAACCUAUCAGGCAACCACCACCACCACCCACGCUCUUGUCCCGCGCCAUCUCUUUGCAGCAAAAAAUAACACAAAUGAAUGAAAGAUGGAGCACAAAAAUCUUAUCCACUGAAUUUGUUAAAAUAAAAGAAAAACUGAUAAAAUUAAUUUUAAAAAUUUCUGAUUUUUGAGAGAAAUAAAGUAGAUAAAAAAGA